CUCAAGGAGGGCAGAAAGUCAAAGUGUCCAGGACGCGAGUCGUACUAAAAGAUCAUCAUCUACUAUAUCAGGAAGAACAUGAUGUCAAGGUCUUGCACCAAGAACAUCAAGGCGGGCAACACGUCGUCCAAAGUGCUUCUGCCCUCAAGGAUGUACUUGGAGUCAACGUCGACGGUCCAAGUAGUAGUCUAAGACUUUCUAAACCCACAGGCGCACCUCUAGAGGUCCAAGAACAGCUAAUCCACAGCUGCACCAGAGUCCUAGCUCGAGUAGACCGACCAAUAGCCCAGGGCUUAAUUUCCCAGCUCGAACUUAACAAUGUGUUGGGCACAGC
Amoebophrya sp. A25 is the source of this 334-nucleotide messenger RNA. The record is from the annotation of a GenBank genome assembly. Lineage: Eukaryota; Dinophyceae; Syndiniales; Amoebophryaceae.